Lactuca saligna is the source of this 321-nucleotide messenger RNA. The record is from the annotation of a GenBank genome assembly. NCBI's taxonomy places the organism in Eukaryota, Viridiplantae, Streptophyta, Magnoliopsida, Asterales, Asteraceae.
AUGGCGUCAGUAGGUAGCUUUUCCUACGGAGGAUUCCAUGCGUCAGACUUAGACAUCCCCACUGAAUACAAGUUAUUGUCGAUGGAGAUGCAUGUCGAAAUGGAAAAACAUGAGAAACGACAUCAACCAAAAGCUCCUCGAAAUAAGGGACCAGAUGGCGGUGAUGCAGAGAAGUGUGGGUAUGUGGUCCACCAUAAUCCUUUUGUGGAUGUCGUAUUUGGUACUAAUGUUAGUUGGGUUCUCUUGGUUUCGGUGGUAAUGAUUUCUUCAAUGGUGUUUUGGGGGUAUCGAUUACCCGAUUACCCCGAUUAUUGUUCAUGA